GUGGAGGAGAGCGCCUAUGCCUCAGGAAGAGCAGGCAUUCCGGAUGGACACCCCACCCUCUGAAGAACCGUUAGAUAAGCAAAACGAAAAACUGGAAAACCAGGAAGAGGAGAUGGAGUUUAAGGAACUGGACGGUCUGAGGGAAGCCUUGGCAAACCUCCGGGGCCUGUCCGAGGAGGAGAAGAGUGAGAAGGCGAUGCUUUGCUCCCGCAUCCAAGAGCAGUCCCAGCUCAUCUGCAUCCUGAAGCGGAGGUCAGACAAGGCCCUGGAACGCUGCCAGAUCCUGGAGAUGCUCAACACAGAGCUGGAGGAGAAGAGGAUGCUGGAGGCCCAGAAGCUGAAGGCCAAGAGUGAGCAUGCCCAGAAGCUGGAGGAACGCUUUACGACCCUGGCAGCCAACCACGAGUUGAUGAUCCGCUUCAAGGACGAACACAAGAAUCAGAACGUCAAGCUGAGAGAGGAGAACGACAAGCUGAGGCUGGAGAAUGACAACCUCUUCAGCCAGGCUCUGAAGGACCAGGAGGCCAAAGUAUUGCAGCUCACGGCCCGGAGCGAGGCCCUCACCAAGGAGCUGGAGACUCUGAAACAGAGGUGUGCUCAGGACGCCUUCCAGGCACAGGCCCGAGAGACGGAGCUGCUGGAGCUGCAGAGCCAGCAAGCCCGCGCCCACACCAGGGAGACAGAGCAGCUGCGCAGCCAGCUGCAGAGCCUUAAGAAGCAGCACCAGCAGGCCAUGGAGCAGAUGGCAAAGGCUGAGCAGGCGCGCAGCAGCCUGAACCAGGAGCUGCAGGCCAGGCUACAGACCGUCACUCGCGAGAAAGAGGAGCUGCUGCAGCUGUCCAUGGAAAGGGGCAAGGUGCUUCAGAACAAGCAAGCGGAGAUCCGCCAGCUCGAGGAGAAAUUGGAGACGGCAGAUGUGGCCAGGAGACAGGCUCUAGAGCGAUUUGAGCAAGAGGCAGUGGCCGUGGACAGUAACUUGAGAGUCCGGGAGCUUCAGCGCAGGGUAGAUGGGAUCCAGAAGGCCUACGAUGAACUCAGGCUGCAGUCUGAAGCCUUCAAAAAGCACAGCCUGGAUCUUUUAAGCAAGGAAAGAGAACUCAACGCCAAACUCCGCCAUCUCUUUCCAUAAGGAAGCUUUUGCUUGCUCUGGCCUCCAAUUUAGAAUUGAAAUAUUUGUACCUUAGCAUUAUGGCAAAAGUAAAGAUGGUAUUCCAUUUAUUAUACUUUUAAGCACAAAAGGCAACUCAAAGAAAAGCUACUUGACUAUAAUAUUGUUCUUGUUACUGUUUUAAGGCUAACACUAAUUUCCGGUCCUACCACCUAGAAUACACAAGAUUUACCAAAUUUCUUUCUGUGCCUUUGAAAUCUUCCUGUUUGCUAUCAGUAUCUCUGCCUUUACCAUAACUUAUUCAUUAUCAACCUCCGAUAUCUUCUUGUAUCCUAAGAUUUUAAAUUAGCAGCUCCUGUGGAUCUAAGUGAAUCUUAAAUGUGCAAUAAGAUGUGCUAUUGUGAAAAAAAAUCAACAUAAUUAGCCCUUGUAGAUAGGUAAGCUUGUAGUCUCCUGUAGUUGAGAUUUUAAGCUAUAACAGUUAACAGCAUAAUAAUAGCACGCAUUCCAUGCAGAAAAAAGUGUCUGAUUUUGCAACUGGCCAAAUAAUUGCUUGCUUCACCUGCUUUACAGCAGUAAUCUUUUUAUUUUAUGUUAUUUGUGCUAGCUUGGAAAACAAAGAUUGAGACCAUUAAGUUCUUUACCAAAGUAGGCAAACUUUAUUAUAGUCAUUCUAUAUGAGCAGUAUGAUUCAAAUAAGUGAAAUCAACCAGUUCUUAUUUUUCCUGCAAGGUUAGAUCACAUUCCAUUUUCUUGGUUUUUCUCCUUAAUAAAAACAAGAUUUAGAGGUGCAAGAAUGCAAAUAUCAGUAGUUUCAUUUAAUUUUGCACAAUAUGCUAAAAGACAAAAGGCCCCAAUUUAGGGUAACAAGUCAUAGCAGACUGGAUAUGAUACAUAUAGCAACA
Diceros bicornis minor is the source of this 2013-nucleotide messenger RNA. RefSeq names its product coiled-coil domain-containing protein 89-like. The transcript has a single exon. Lineage: Eukaryota; Metazoa; Chordata; Mammalia; Perissodactyla; Rhinocerotidae. The record is from RefSeq and is a predicted model, not a curated record. Bases 17 to 1129 code for a protein of 370 amino acids.